AUGCCCUCGAACUUCGACUUACCGAAGUUCUACUCAACAGAUUCUAAAGGACAGAAACACGAGAGUAGAGAGCAUGGUAAACUUGAAUCAGACAGCUCUGUCGCCAAGUUGGACUUACAAUUUAUAACAAAUCAUUCGCGGCAGCGACGUCAGAGGACGUCAUUUACACCAUGCCAGCUUUCAGCACUAGAAGAAUUAUUUGCGCGGAUAUAUUAUCCUGACAUAUUUGUGAGGGAGGAGUUAGCAGCAAAAAUUAACCUGUGUGAGGCCAGGGUACAGGUGUGGUUCCAAAACAGAAGAGCAAAAUGGCGAAAGGAGUUACGUAAGACCGGAAUCAAUGCUGCUUUACGUUACUACAAUCACAUGCCGAUAAAUGACAGUGUCGCGGCAGAUUUGAACAGGCGAUUACGUUAG
This is a messenger RNA of Ruditapes philippinarum (Manila clam), 414 nucleotides long. RefSeq names its product aristaless homeobox protein-like. Gene Ontology annotation, molecular function: DNA-binding transcription factor activity, RNA polymerase II-specific; RNA polymerase II transcription regulatory region sequence-specific DNA binding. Bases 1 to 414 code for a protein of 137 amino acids. The record is from RefSeq and is a predicted model, not a curated record. The transcript has 4 exons. Gene Ontology annotation, biological process: regulation of transcription by RNA polymerase II. NCBI's taxonomy places the organism in Eukaryota, Metazoa, Mollusca, Bivalvia, Venerida, Veneridae.